AAAUUGGGGGUCUCUAGGUCUUUUGCAAACAGGAGGCAUUCCCCAUUUGUGGGAUGUUUGGUGUGCACUGCAUCCAGAAGGCCAGAGCAUAGACAUGAAUCCUUCAUAAUUCCCACUCCCAACAGAUUCUGUUGGUAGUCCCUAAAUAGUCCCUGAGUCACUCUGUGCCUCAGUUUCCCCAUCUGUAUCAGAGAUGCUUGUUCCUCGGACAGGAGGUGAGGAUUGUCUUGAACAGUCUGUGCAGGUUGUGAGUAAGGUGUGGCGACAGAUCCAAGUGUUCCAGGUCAUUGUUCCCACAGCUACAGUAUUCGUAACAUCCUUAUUUAUCGUGGUUAGCAUUCUCCCCAGGAGUCAUGGCUGGGCCACUGAGUACUGGCUUUUACUAGUCCCCAGAAGCCAGGUCUGGAGCUGUUAAGGGCAAGCAGUCGUCUCCCCUAUUUCAGCACCCCACUUUCUUCCAGAGGGCUACUAACUCUUUACAGGAGUGGCAGACCCUGGCACCAAACCUUUUUGCCUCCUGGCAAAAGUCUUUCUCUUUUAUCAUGUGCAUUUACACAUUCAAGGGUUUGUGUGAGAAUCCUAGGCAAUUCCUUAUUGCUAUCCUUUCUCUCUUCUCCAUCCUCCAGACACCAAUCUGUACCCUCGAGCCCCAGAGGCCUGCUGCUCUGCUUUUAGCCUGGCAGAAUGGUUGACCUGAUCCAACAGGCAUAAAAGACUGAGCAAGAGUGGGAGUCGGGUGGAGAUCAGACAGGUGAUUUCCACUGCCACUGAGUGCCCCUCAGGCUGCUGAUGCAACCAGUACACGAGGGAGAAUGUCCUGAGCCCUUCCCACCUGGGAGGAGGGAUUCUGCACUAGAGCCCUGGAACAGAUCCCAUGAGACAAUAGGUCCCAGGAGCCCCUUAGGAUGUAUCGUAGUGGGUGAGAGAUGCACCAUUGUAGAUCGUCCUGAAAUAUUAGGAACUCUCCUGCUCAGAGAUGAACUUUGCUCUCUAUUUUGCCACCAGGAGAGGAGGCUUUUAUGUUUGUAUUGAUAUCCAGGAAUUCCUCUUGCUAGAACAAAUUUCUCCACUUAGAUAAUGAUUGGGCCAGGUCUAUUGAUCUUAAUCAGGGGAGGCAGUGACAUGCUGUCUGUGGGGAGUGUUUGGUCCUGCGCUCUUGCUUGUAACCUUGAAGUCCUGGAAGUUCCACAGCGCAGCAGGUGGCCUUGCAGGGGCUAUCUGCAGCUGUUGACCAAGUUAAGAAGAGAGAGGUCAGGAAUCAGUUAUGAAGACAGAAGAUCCCAGUCCUGGGGCCGGCGUGGUCCAGUGCUCACAGUUGAUGCUAUCAGGCAUUCUUCAUUGUCCGGAGGUUGUAAGGAAACUCAUUUCACAAUCUGCAGCCCAGAAUUGAAAGUCCUUAGCCGAGAAGCAGCCGGGCUUUGGAGGUGUUUGCCUAUGACCUUUUCUCUCACCACACCCUGGGGCUCUUGGGAGGAGCUGAGGUCUGAGCUGCAGUGCCAGGAUGCUGUCUCUGUCAGUGCGGGCGUUCUGCUGCCUUCCUGGGUCCUGUCACAGCCUUCUUGCUCAACCACUGGGUGCGCAGGAUGGAAACUGCUCUCCCCGAUCUGGAAGACAGCGCGUGGCUUGGCUUCUUAGAGUUGUGGCUGGAGACUGAAACAGCCGCCCCUUUACCGGGCUUUCUGUAACCAGACCGUGUUGGGGGACAGGGAAGCCCUCCAUGCCCUACAGGCCCAAGAAGAUGGAAAGACGAGUGGUAGGCAGGAUACUCAGGCGCUUCCCCAACUGGCUGCUGCGAGGACGCCGAGCAGUGCCUCUCCGGGACAAUUCGGGGGAAGCUGUAAAGGAACCAGAAAGAGCCCAGGAGCACUAUCUGCCCAGCUUUGCCGGAGGGCAGCACUUCUUUGAGUACCUCCUUGUGGUUUCCCUCAAAAAAAAGCAUUCAGGGGAGGACUAUGAGCCCACGAUCACCUACCAGUUUCCCAAGAGGGAGAACUUGCUUCGGGGCCAACAGGAGGAGGAGGAGCGGCUGCUCGGAGCCAUCCCCUUGUUUUGCUUCCCAGAUGGGAAUGAGUGGGCUCCACUCACUGAGUAUCCCAGGGAGACCUUCUCCUUCGUUCUGACCAACGUGGAUGGAAGCAGGAAGAUCGGAUACUGCAGGCGUCUCUUGCCCGCCGGCCGCGGCCCUCGCCUCCCCAGGGUGUACUGCAUCGUCAGCUGCAUUGGCUGCUUCGGCCUGUUCUCCAAGAUCCUGGAUGAAGUGGAGAAGAGGCAUCAGAUCUCCCUGGCAGUCAUUUACCCAUUCAUGCAGGGCCUCCGAGAGGCAGCCUUCCCUGCUCCUGGGAAGACCGUCACCCUCAAAAGCUUCAUCCCCGACUCAGGCACUGAGUUCAUCUCAUUGACGCGGCCCCUAGACUCCCACCUAGAACAUGUGGAUUUUAGUUCUCUGUUGCGUUGUCUCGGUUAUGAGAAGAUUGUUCAGAUCUUUGCCUCUGCUGUGCUGGAGAGAAGAAUCAUCUUCCUGGCGGAAGGUCUCAGCACCCUGUCUCAGUGCAUCCACGCUGCUGCCGCGCUGCUCUACCCCUUCAGCUGGGCACACACCUACAUCCCUGUUGUCCCCGAGAGCCUUCUGGCCACUGUCUGCUGCCCCACUCCCUUCAUGGUUGGAGUACAAAUGCGCUUUCAGCAGGAGGUUAUGGAGAGCCCCAUGGAAGAGGUCCUGUUGGUGAAUCUCUGUGAAGGAACCUUCUUAAUGUCAGUUGGUGACGAAAAAGACAUCCUACCACCCAAGCUCCAGGAUGACCUGUUAGACUCUCUGGGUCAGAAGAUCAAGGAGUUACAGACUCCAGAACAAAUCAACGAGCACGUUUCAGGCCCUUUUGUGCAGUUCUUCGUCAAGACUGUGGGCCACUAUGCCUCCUACAUCAAGCGGGAGGCAAACGGGCAAGGCCACUUCCAAGAACGGGCCUUCUAUAAGGCUCUGACCUCCAAGGCCAACCGCCGAUUUGUGAAGAAGUUUGUGAAGACACAGCUCUUCUCCCUUUUCAUCCAGGAAGCUGAGAAGAGCAAGCAACCUCCUGCAGGCUAUUUCCAACAGAAAAUACUUGAAUAUGAGGAACAGAAGAAACAGAAGAAAUCAAAGGAAAAGACUGUGAAAUAAGAGCUGUAGUGAACAGGCGUGACUAGACCGACAAGCCAGUUUUGGACUUUGGCCCCUGCCAGCACGGCAGGAUCAGCGAAGCCCUCAGUCCCCAGAAUCCACAGCCUUCUUCCGAGUCCUGGUAACAAGGUCUUGCUUCAAGUUGGUGUCUUGAAUUUGGGAUCUCUGGAAUCAGCUAUCUCAGGACUUUGGAAGGCUCUGACUUCUGUGCUCAUGGAGCUGGGCACAAAGCUGCCUUUUCUGCAGAGGUGACACAGGGCAGCAGACAGUUGUACCGAGUGUUGUAGAAUCUUCGAUGUUGCUGUCACUGCCCCCUCCCACUAUUACAAAAUCCUCAAAAGAGGGACCAGUUAUGGCCCAAAGGCCACAUAGAAAAAGAGGUCUGUGGACAUGUGAGGAUAAGAAUAAAGAUGACAACCUUCUUGUCCUUUA
Messenger RNA from Vicugna pacos (alpaca), 3589 nucleotides. RefSeq names its product DENN domain containing 2D (gene DENND2D). The record is from RefSeq and is a predicted model, not a curated record. Gene Ontology annotation, cellular component: cytosol; nucleoplasm. NCBI's taxonomy places the organism in Eukaryota, Metazoa, Chordata, Mammalia, Artiodactyla, Camelidae.